Molecule: messenger RNA, 903 nt
Organism: Symbiodinium necroappetens
Lineage: Eukaryota; Dinophyceae; Suessiales; Symbiodiniaceae
Source: the annotation of a GenBank genome assembly
AUGCUACUGUCGAUGACAAAGGCAGAGUUGGAGGCAGCUCAGCACAAGCACUCCAAGCGCCAGCUCAAGGAAGAGGGCCGUGGCCGCAGUCGCGGCCGUGGCCGCAGUGGUGGCCGAGUUGGUCGCAGUGGCGGCCGUGGUGCUCCCAGCCACGGCCGUGGUGGUCGUGGAAAUGGCGGGGGCCGCAAUCGGGGCCGUGGCGGUCGGGGGAGGGCACAGGGUGGUGGAGAAGUGGGGGGGUCAGAAAAGGCCACAACACAGACCAAAGAGCAUAUCAAACCAAAGGCACAGGCCACUGGGAAGAGCAAGGCAAAGGCCACUGGGAAGAGCAAAGCAAAGGCCACUGGGAAGAGCAAAGCAAAGGCCACUGGGAAGAGCAAGGCAAAAGCUUCGGCCAGCAACGAGACCCCCCGCAAAGCCCCGAAACGUGUGGCUGAGUCCCCUGCUGGGGGAUUCCUUAGCAAGACUGCGAAGAAGCGAGCUGCUGGCAAAGCGAAGCGAAUGCAGGAUGCCGUUACGAACUUGCAGUUCCUCAAGGACAAUGCUUCGAUUCUGAAAGGAAUGACUUUCCCAGCUCCGGGCUUCAAGCGGCAAUCCUUCUCCGUAGACCCGCCGGAGAGGGGGGACUUCGGUGCAGUGGACAGAGACAAUGCAAGCAGCAUUGGUAUAAUCGUUGAUCGUGGCUCUUUCUACGUCAAGCAUGCCCGCAUCGCGCCUGAACUCGAACCGUUUGCACAGGUCGAUGGAAACGGUGGUGCUACGAUUGGGUGGAACAAGAGUCCCACCGUGAAGUGGGCGCUCUCGGGCUGCAUUGUGCUAUGUGGAAACAUAGUCGAAGACAGCCACAACAGCCACAGCAACAAUUAUGAAUAUCAACAACAGCAACCACAGCAACAGCAAUAA